AUGGCACCCGUGAGCGCCGCCGACUUCGCCCCACACACCGCCGGCGCCGUUGGCGCUUCCUAUGACGACCCGAGUCAUCAUAAUCACCACCACCGCGGACCUCUGCAAAGACCAGCCAGCCCCUGGUCGGAAUGGGGCACGGGUAUACCCCCCGGCUUGGGAGGAGGCGCGUGGACUGGGACCCGGGCUGCGGCCUGGCGCGGAAGCGGGAGCAUACCAGGGCCGUACCACGACAACAACCAGAUCCGCAUUGUCGACAGCCCCCCUGGGCACCGGGACGGAGAAUACUACCACCGCUACGACAACAACCACGGUCCCGGCGAGACAUCACCACGGGUGUCGGUGCCAGCCCGUCCGCCUUCGUGGCAGCGCUACGAGGACCUCGGAAGCCCGUACGACGACCGCGGGCCGUCACACGACACGUACCGGGUCCCUGUGGUCCGGGUCCACCGGCCGCCGCCGCCGCCGAUGCCGCAGUGGGCACCGAGCUCCCCGAUGCUGCAGGUGCCGGGGCGGGAUGCGGCUGAUCCUCAUGGCGACCGGGCCCAGGUGCAUGAUCAGGGGCAGGGGCAGGGGCAGGGUCAAGGGCAGGGAUGGGGGUCGUUUGAGUAUGGGCAGCCCCCUCCGCACACGCAGUGGGACCCGACGAGGGCGAGCCGCGGCGGGCUCAGUGUCAACGAGGAAGUAAGUCCCUUGAGCUCGACAGGGAGCGGGGUGCCCUAUCCUCGGAUGUCGGCUAUCUCUGGCAUGGGGGGUUGGGAGACGAGUCACAGGGUGUCACGGGGAUAG
Molecule: messenger RNA, 789 nt
Organism: Diaporthe batatas
Lineage: Eukaryota; Fungi; Ascomycota; Sordariomycetes; Diaporthales; Diaporthaceae
Exons: 1
Coding region: 1-789 (262 amino acids)
Source: RefSeq, a predicted model, not a curated record